This is a messenger RNA of Thamnophis elegans (Western terrestrial garter snake), 1581 nucleotides long. RefSeq names its product phospholipase D family member 5 (gene PLD5). Lineage: Eukaryota; Metazoa; Chordata; Lepidosauria; Squamata; Natricidae. Gene Ontology annotation, molecular function: catalytic activity. The record is from RefSeq and is a predicted model, not a curated record.
AUGGAAGGCAGGAGCGAGUGGCUCGCCUCCUCGACCCGUCCUGAGGGCUUCGAGCAGAUGAGGCUGAAGAGCAGACCCCGGGAACCCUCGCCCAGCCUGACCCGAGUGGGCUCCAACUUCUACAGCGCCGUCAAGCAGCAGGACUACAGUGCCAGCGUCUGGCUGAGAAGGAAAGACAAAUUGGAGCAUUCCCAGCAAAAAUGCAUCGUGAUUUUUGCACUGGUUUGUUGCUUUGCAAUUCUGGUUGCACUAAUAUUUUCAGCUGUGGAUAUUAUGGGAGAAGAUGAAUAUGGACUCACAGAAAAAAACUGUCAAAAUAACUGUCGAGUUACUCUUGUGGAAAACAUUCCUGAAGGCAUAAACUAUUCAGACAAUGCGCCAUCCCAUUUGUCUCUUUUCCAGGGAUGGAUGAUACUUAAUAUGGCUAAAGCAUCUGUUGACAUAGUGUCUUCCCAAUGGAACCUCAGUCACAGCCAUCCAACUUCAUGGCAGGGGCAGCAAAUUUUUGAAAAAUUGGAAGAACUGUUGUCUCAAAAUAUUGAAAUCAAAUUAGUGAGUGAUAUUCUUCACAAGAAGUCCAAAUUAUUAAAUGACUUGGAAAAAAAGGGUGCCGAAGUGAUAUAUGUAAACUUAAUUGCUUAUACUGGUGGUCACUUGCAGUCAUCAUUCUGGAUUGUGGAUAAGCAACAUGUGUACAUUGGAAGUGCCAGUUUAGAUUGGAGUUCACUGGGGCAGAUGAAGGAGCUUGGCCAUCACGUAUACAACUGCAGUUGCCUGGUUUUAGAUUUACACAGAAUAUUUGCCUUGUACAGUUCCUUGAAAUCCAAGAGCAAAGUUCCACCCACUUGGUCUAAAAGACUGUAUGCAGUGUAUAGCACUAAAAAUAAACUGCAUCUUAAGUUGAAUGAAACCAAGUCAGAAAUCUUUGUCUCAAAUUCUCCAAAGCUCUUAUGCCCUAAAGACAGGACUUUGGAUACUGAUGCAAUCUAUAGUGUGGUAGAUAAUGCUGAACAGUUAUAUAUAGCUGUUAUGGACUAUUUGCCUAUUGUUAAUAUAAUAAAUGAGACAAGGUAUUGGCCUUUUUUGGAUGGAAAGAUUAGAGAAGCACUGAUUCUACGCAAUAUUAAAGUGCGACUCCUUAUAAGUUUCUCCAAAGAAACAAAUCCCACUUUUAACUUUAUUUCAUCUCUUAAAGCAAUUUGCACUGAUGUUUCUGACUGUAGUUUAAAAGUUAAAUUCUUUGAUCUUGAAUCAGAAAGUGCAUGUUUUAUUAAGGAGCCAAAAAACUCUUCUCUUCUCAAGCUAAAUCGCAAUAAAUAUGUGGUAACUGAAAGAGCUGCUUAUAUUGGUAAUUUUGACUGGGUUGGGACCUAUUUUAAUCAGAAUGCUGGAGCUGGUCUUGUUAUCAACCAUGCAGACACUGGGAACAAAACCAGCAUCAUUAAGCAACUUAAAGCUGUGUUUGAAAGGGACUGGUACUCACAUUAUGCUAAAAGUUCAACAGCAAAGAUCUCAAACUGUCUAAUCUACAAACACAGCAAAGCUGCAGCCAAUAAGUCUGCCAUAAGCAAUAUGAACUGA